Tachysurus vachellii is the source of this 1777-nucleotide messenger RNA. Its product is annotated as collagen alpha-1(XI) chain-like. Gene Ontology annotation, cellular component: nucleus; cytoplasm. Gene Ontology annotation, molecular function: extracellular matrix structural constituent. The record is from RefSeq and is a predicted model, not a curated record. The transcript is spliced from 5 exons. Lineage: Eukaryota; Metazoa; Chordata; Actinopteri; Siluriformes; Bagridae. The coding region runs from base 1 to 552 and encodes 183 amino acids. Gene Ontology annotation, biological process: translational elongation.
AUGCGCACUAUUGACCAACAGCAGCCCGCGAAGACAAGCGCCACAAGGCGGAGGCGGGAAUCGAACCUCCAACCCUGGAGGUGUGAGAGACAGAAAACAAGGAAUCCAAUAUCCAACUGGCCAAAAGAGUCUCCAGGGACGUGGUUCAGUGAAUUCAAGCGCGGUAAAAUCCUCUCGUAUGUGGAUGUAGAGGAGAGUUCCAUCAGCGGUGUUCAGAUGACGUUCCUCAAGUUGCUGAGUUCUGCAGCAAGACAGAACUUCACCUACAUCUGCCACCAGUCAGUCACCUGGUUCGAUGCUAAAGCCAACGAUUACAACAAAGCGCUGCGCUUCCUCGGCUCCAACGAUGAAGAAAUGUCUCACGACAACAAUCCCUUCAUCAAGGCUGUGUACGACGCCUGCUUGCAAAAGCAGGGCUACGCUAGAACCGUGCUGGAGAUUAACACACCACGCAUCGACCAGGUUCCCAUCAUCGACGUCAUGCUGAACGAUUUCGGGGAUCCAAACCAGAGAUUCGGCUUUGAGGUCGGUCCUGUCUGCUUCCUCGGGUGAAAGCCCUCCUUCAGCCGGGCGUGCUGGGACGCUGCGAGACGUGUGGACAGCUGCCACACACACACACACACACACACUUCUGCUGGCCAAUAAAGACUGUUAUCAUCAUGGGAAUGUUCUUCGCCCUUGUGGGGUCGAAAAAUGUGGAGACUGAGACCAGCUAUCUGAGGACCAACAUGAAGAGAAGACAUGAACUGGUGAAUAACUGUGCACUUUCAGACUAAAAAAGAAAUGGAUUCCUCUGUUUUCCACCAAAUCCCUGUUUUUAAUCCCACUACAAAAGUAAUCCUGAUAUUUUAAUUUUAAUCCCACUGUUGAACUUUCAUAAUAUCAUAAUUCUUGUUUUAAUCUCGCUCCCUAAUGUUAAUACCAAUAUUUUAUUUCACUUCCAGUGAUGGAAUCUAAUCCCAAUCUCAGUCCUAAUUUUAAUCCCACUUCUCUUUCUUCCCAUUCGUUCCUUUAUACAUUCACUCUUGUUAUAUUAAACAAUUCAAUCCUACGGUGCUAUAGAAAGUGCAUUUUAUAAAAUGAUAACUGUAAUUAUUAUUUUGUACAUUAAUGUCUUUUGAAGCUUCUUUCCUGCAGAAUCUUGCAUGUCUUUAAUUUGGUGACUUUACAGAUAUUUCCUCGGUCUAAAUAUCUUUUAUUUUUAUUUUAAACAGCUGUUCUGUUAAAGCGUGAUUAAACUCAGCAUGAAGAAGCAGUCACACUGUAAAUACUGACCACUUUUAGACGAAGAGGAGAUUUAUACGUAUUACAAUGAUGCUGAAGGAGAAAUUUUAAGAGUUACAAUCUGUAUAAAAGCAGAUUUUUCUUCCAUUUCCCACUAAUGUGUUGAUGUCAGUGGUGUAGUGUUAAUGCUGUGGUAAUCAGACGUCUGAUAACGAGAGCGUUUAUAUCAGACUCAAAAUAUUUUUAUACCUCAACUCUAAAUGGAAGAGAAACAUAAACAGCUCUUUAAUUACACAUUUUACAUUUCUUUACAUUUCUUUCACCCAGUUUGUGUUUAAAGUUUAAAAAGUUUCUGCGCUUCGUAUUUAAGCUUCUGUUCCUAGACCUGGUUUUGUUUUAUUUGCUUUUCUGUCUUGGUCUGAAUAUUGUUUGCAGAUCUGUUCAUGUCUUCGGUUCCCCAAAUACAUGACUAUAGGCAUUUAAAUUUGACACAUUUGUGUAUGUUUUUCUUUUAUAAUUUAUGUAAAACCUGGAAUAAAUGAUUGGUGCGAUG